Messenger RNA from Trypanosoma theileri, 759 nucleotides. RefSeq names its product putative exosome complex exonuclease RRP41A. The coding region runs from base 1 to 759 and encodes 252 amino acids. Gene Ontology annotation, cellular component: nuclear exosome (RNase complex); nucleolus; cytoplasmic exosome (RNase complex). NCBI's taxonomy places the organism in Eukaryota, Euglenozoa, Kinetoplastea, Trypanosomatida, Trypanosomatidae. Gene Ontology annotation, biological process: nuclear mRNA surveillance; U4 snRNA 3'-end processing; rRNA catabolic process. The record is from RefSeq and is a predicted model, not a curated record. The transcript has a single exon.
AUGACGGCGAAUAAAGAGUACAUCAAUGCUGCUGGACUGCGACUUGACGGUCGUCGGCCGCAUGAGUCGCGGCGAAUAACGUUGGAGUUUGGAAAAGUGUCGGGCUGCGAUGGCUGCUGCACCGUCACGACGGGACUCUCGCAUGUCUGCGCCACCGUCUACGGGCCUCGCGAGGUGACAAACCGGCUGGACAGCAAAUAUGAUGAGACCAUCAUCACAUGCGAGGUGGCGAUUGCCGCCUUUGCGGGGGAACAGCGACGGGAUCCGCAGCGAAAGUCAAGAAUGGCAGAAGAAAUCAGUGCAGCUGUGGUGGAAGUUGCCCGAUCGGUGGUAUUGCUUUCUCAGUAUCCUAACUCACAGAUUCACAUAUGUGUAGAGGUUUUACGACAAGAUGGGAGUGAUAAGGCUGCUUGUAUUAAUGCAGCUUGUUUGGCUUUAGUAGAUGCAAGUGUUGCCAUGCGUGAUGUGGUCUAUGCCCAAACUGUAGGGUUAAUUGAUAAUGUAGAUGUUGUCGAUCUCACCACAGAGGAGCUUCGUUCGCAAUGUACGUCGUUAUGUAUUGCUGUGAAGGGUCAUGAUACUUCCAGUAUUGUGUGGAUGGAGUCUAACAGUCGUGUGAGUUCAGAGACCAUUAUUCGACUGGUCACAAUGGCACAGAAAUCCGCCCAAGGGGUUUUUGAAUCUUCCCUUCGAGGUCCUUUAGAGGAACACGCAGCAAGAAUUCUCAAAUUGCAAGGUAAGUUUGUUAACAACGAGUAA